GAACUCUAGUCGGUCGCCAAACGCUUCUAAAAUCCGACAAAUUUCUCGCAUUCUCUAUUUUUGGAUCCUCGUUUCAAACCCAGAGCUUUUACUCUUUGCCAUAUUGCAUUCUCAUGAGUAAAUAUUUUACUACUACAGGAAGGCACAGAGAGAAAAGGGGAAAGUGAUUUUCUCGCAUCUAAAUUUGCGUAAAUGCGACGAUUAAUUCAAAAACUCACUGUGAAGAGGAUGAGAAACUGAUUUUUCUCUUGUUUCCGAUUGAAUUUCGCUCCGGACCUUGGCCUGUAAAGGAGCCCCGACUAUCUUUUCUGGGUCCGGAGAUUUAGGGUUUUUUCAUUGCAUGUUACAAUUCAAAGCUCGGAUACAUUCGAUAUGCAUAAUUUCUUUAGGGUUUAGAUUUCUCUGUAAAAAGUGCCAUGGACGGGCGGAGAAUAACGGCAAGCCCCAGGCCGUGCUGUGGCCGGCGAGUGGUCGCGAAGAAGCGGCCGCGCGGUGGUUUAGAUGGUUUUGUUAAUAGCGUGAAGAAGCUGCAGAGAAGGGAGAUUUCCUCGAAGCGUGAUCGUGCUUUUAGCAUGAGCGAUGCUCAGGAGCGAUUCCGCAACAUUAGCUUGCAGGAGGAGUAUGAUACUCAUGAUCCCAAGGGAUAUUGUUCUUUGUCAUUACCGUUUCUUAAGAAGAGGUCAAAAAUUAUUGAGAUAGUUGCUGCCCGUGAUAUUGUCUUUGCACUUGCCCAAUCUGGUGUGUGUGCAGCAUUUAGUCGAGAGACUAACGAGAGGAUAUGCUUCUUGAAUGUUUGUCCUGAUGAAGUCAUUCGGAGCUUAUUCUACAACAAAAAUAAUGAUUCACUAAUUACUGUUUCUGUCUAUGCUUCGGAUAAUUUUAGUUCCUUAAAAUGCAGAACAACACGGAUAGAAUACAUACGAAGGGGCAAACCUGAUGCUGGUUUCCCUCUUUUUGAGUCCGAGUCAUUGAAGUGGCCUGGUUUUGUCGAGUUUGAUGAUGUGAAUGGAAAGGUUCUUACCUACUCUGCACAAGACAGCAUAUACAAGGUUUUUGACUUGAAAAACUACACGAUGUUGUACUCGAUUUCAGAUAAAAAUGUUCAGGAGAUCAAGAUCAGUCCAGGAAUCAUGCUUUUGAUAUUCACAAAAACCCAAGGCGCCGUCCCCUUGAAGAUUCUCUCAAUUGAAGAUGGGACUGUUUUGAAAUCGUUUAACCAUCUUCUUCAUAGAAACAAGAAGGUUGAUUUCAUCGAGCAGUUCAAUGAGAAGCUUCUAGUCAAGCAAGAGAAUGAGAAUCUCCAGAUUGUUGAUGUUCGCAAUGUUGAGAUAACAGAAGUUAGCCGGACCGAGUUCAUGACCCCUUCUGCAUUCAUAUUUCUGUAUGAGAACCAAUUAUUCCUGACUUUCAGAAACCGAACAGUUGCUGUCUGGAACUUCAGAGGGGAACUUGUGACCUCAUUUGAGGAUCACCUUUUAUGGCAUCCUGAUUGCAACACUAACAACAUAUAUAUCACAAGUGAUCAGGAUCUCAUCAUUUCGUAUUGCAAAGCAGAUUCUGAUGAACCAUUGUCUGAUGGCAUAGCGGGUUCUAUCAACAUCAGCAAUAUCUUAACUGGUAAGUGCUUGGCAAAAAUAAAAGCAAGCAACAGUCUUCCGAUGAACGAAUGCAACUGCAGUGCAGGUUGUGGGGGGAAGAAGUGCAACUCAAGGAAGCGCAUCCAAGCUUCUAGAAUCAGCACCGUUGCUGAGGCCUUGGAAGAUAUCACUGCCCUCUUCUAUGAUGAGGACCGCAACGAAAUAUACACUGGAAAUAGGCAUGGUCUUGUUCAUGUGUGGUCCAACUAAAGGGGUGGCAAGUUGGCCCCCAUUUCUUAUGGAAUGCUAAAUGAUUAGUCUUCCCAAUAACUUGUUUUGAGUUUGUGCUUUUCUGACCUCCAUGAAGGGGGGUUGUCCAUGUGAACUAUCAUGAUCAUGAUGCUCUUUUAAUAUGUGGACGCAUGUAUUUGUCAAUUUACUCAAUGGCGUUUUGGACCUAACUAAAGUUUGAGUAGCAUUUUGUGUGUAGAUGUAAGAGUCAGGGUAAGAACAGUGCUUGUUCUGCAAGAUAAUCUGGUUUCUCGGUAAAUUGCCUGUCUUUGUUUCUGAA
Salvia hispanica is the source of this 2148-nucleotide messenger RNA. RefSeq lists its product as uncharacterized. Lineage: Eukaryota; Viridiplantae; Streptophyta; Magnoliopsida; Lamiales; Lamiaceae. Gene Ontology annotation, molecular function: protein binding. The record is from RefSeq and is a predicted model, not a curated record.